CGCCGUCACGUGGCCGGAAGCGGGCGUGCGGGCGGCGCGAUGGCGGCCGAGGGGGACGUGGAGCUGGAGCUGGAGACCGAGCCCAACGGCUCCGGCGGCGGCGGCAGCGACGGGGCGGGCGGGAGGGCGGCCGAGAAGCCGCGGAAGCACGACAGCGGGGCGGCGGACCUGGAGAGGGUGACGGACUACGCGGAGGAGAAGGAGAUCCAGAGCUCCAACCUCGAGACGGCCAUGUCGGUGAUCGGAGACCGGCGGUCCCGGGAGCAGAAGGCGAAGCAGGAGAGGGAGAAGGAGCUGGCGAAAGUCACCAUCAAGAAGGAAGACCUGGAGCUGAUCAUGAACGAGAUGGAGAUUUCGCGGGCGGCUGCAGAGCGCAGCCUCCGGGAGCACAUGGGCAACGUGGUGGAGGCUCUGAUCACCCUCACCAACUAAGCGUGGGCCCCGCGGCUGCGCUGGCGCUGCCGUCCCCUGCUGCGGGAGCGGCCCCUCGCCCGACACAGCCCGGCUGGAGAGGAGGCGUAUUAACUUAUUGAAUAAAGGCACCAGCGGGA
Cygnus atratus (black swan) is the source of this 551-nucleotide messenger RNA. It is a transcript of the gene HYPK, whose product is annotated as huntingtin interacting protein K. Lineage: Eukaryota; Metazoa; Chordata; Aves; Anseriformes; Anatidae. The transcript is spliced from 4 exons. Bases 40 to 432 code for a protein of 130 amino acids. Gene Ontology annotation, biological process: protein stabilization; negative regulation of apoptotic process. The record is from RefSeq and is a predicted model, not a curated record.